GGGGCCCAAUAGUUACCCACAACAAUCACUAUUUAUUAAUUUCAAGUUAACUCUCUUCUUUUGAUUCCCCAAUUUGUCGUGAAUCAUCAGUUUCCAAUUUCCAAGUUGAAAAAAAAAAAUUAAAAAAAAGAAAAAUCGAAUCGAAUUUAAAUUUUCUUUGUGAUGCCUUACCUGGUCCGAGAGAAUUUGUUCAUCGGAAACAUCGGCGCCGCGGCGGAGAUCCUCCAAAACGACGGCGUUCAACAGGUGACGCACAUCCUCUCCGUUCUGAGCUCCGCAUCCAUAUCCUUCUUCUCCGAAUGGCGCAGCGGCCUCACCAUCCCCGUCAAGGAGAUCCGGAAGGUCCACGUCGGCGACGGCGGCGUCGACGUCGGCGCCAAGAGCGCCCUGUCGCCGGAGAAGCUCCUCUACUCGCUCGAGUACGCCGGCCACGACUUGAAGCUUGUGAGGAUGGCUGUGCCUCUCAGGGACACCGAGAACGAGGAUUUGUUGGAUUUCUUAGACGUUUGCAUCGAUUUCAUUGAUCGCAGUAGGAAGGAAGGUUGCGUUUUGGUCCACUGUUUCGCCGGAGUUUCCAGAAGUGCGGCAGUUAUUACAGCGUAUUUGAUGAGAACUGAACAUCUAUCUCAAGAAGAUGCCCUUGAAUCAUUAAGGCAGAGCUGUGAAUUUGUUUGCCCCAAUGAUGGUUUUCUAGAGCAGUUAAAAAUGUUUGAGGAGAUGGGUUUCAAGGUUGAUCAGUCUAGCCCUGUGUACAAGCGCUUUCGUCUAAAAAUACUUGGGGAGAAUCAUUUCUCAGGGUUGGGGAUAGACAGUUCAAAACUCGGUGCAGAUCCUGGCAUGCCUGUCGAAAUUUCUUCAGAGGUGGAAGAAGAUAACAAAGUAGAAAAUAUUCGUAGUCCUACAUAUCGCUGUAAGAAAUGCCGACGGGUAGUCGCAUUGCAAGAGCAUGUCGUAGAUCAUAUUCCUGGCGAGGGUGAGACAUCCUUUGAGUGGCACAAGCGGAGAAGUGGCAACCCUUUUAAAAAGUCUGAUGAAUCUGAGUGUUCAUCCAUAUUUAUUGAGCCUUUACGAUGGAUGAAAGCUGUUGAAGAAGGCGCUUUGGAGGGAAAGCUGUCCUGUGCUCAUUGUGAUGCCCGUUUGGGAUACUUCAAUUGGGCAGGCAUACAAUGCAGCUGCGGAAGCUGGAUAACCCCUGCUUUUCAACUCCAAAAAGGCCGGGUAGAUAUAAGCUCUGUGUAACUCUUAUGGCGCCACCUUAUGCAUGUCCUAAUUCCUCAAUAGGGGAUGCCACCUAUAUUCUUUUCAUGGUUCUUGGACCUGUCUGCUCAAGUUUUUCAAGCUGGUCUGCUGCCAAUCAAGAUAUGGAAGGA
This is a messenger RNA of Gastrolobium bilobum, 1370 nucleotides long. RefSeq lists its product as uncharacterized. The coding region runs from base 163 to 1239 and encodes 358 amino acids. The transcript has 6 exons. Gene Ontology annotation, molecular function: protein tyrosine/serine/threonine phosphatase activity. The record is from RefSeq and is a predicted model, not a curated record. Gene Ontology annotation, biological process: protein dephosphorylation. NCBI's taxonomy places the organism in Eukaryota, Viridiplantae, Streptophyta, Magnoliopsida, Fabales, Fabaceae.